AUGGCUUUACCAAAAUCGAAGACUUUAACGAAUGCACGUUUCCGUAAAAUAUGUAUCCUUUCAGAUGCAGACGGUGGCCCUUCACUUGGUGCCUUCAACUCUGGAAUUGAACUUGUCCAAACUAAAUAUAGUGGGACCUAUUGUGUUUGUAAGAAGUUUAAAGCCGACGAUGUCGCCCGGGGAUACGCUGCGCGGGAGAUCGACAUCCUCCGCCGUCUUUCCGGCCCUGAUAACAUUAACGCAUUCGUUGACUACUAUUUGAAACCUGCAACCCGCGAGGCUGCCGUUUUCUCGCGUUUCUGCGACUGUGGAAACUUAUGGUAUUUAAUCAAGAGAUACAAGCAUGACAACCGAUCUUUCCCAGAGAGCUUCGUCUGGCACGUUUUCAUCUCCCUCGUCAAUGCAAUUGCUCACAUGCAUCACGGCGGAGGUGGAAAUACAAACUGGAACUGGGUUAUACAUCGUGAUUUAUGGCCGGCUAAUGUUUUCUUAGGUAAGCUUGAUCCAGAUGUAUAUCCGCGAGUAGUCCUCGGUGAUUUUGGUUCCAGCAUAACCAGAGAUGAAACAAGGAACCGGCAUCAGAUCGAACUGAGAAACCAAGAUAACUUCGCACCUCUACCUCACGACCAAUUUCAUGUCGAUGGGAGAAAUGAUGUAUUUCAAAUUGGAUUGAUCAUCGUAGCUAUGUGCAAACUUACCCAGCAUCCGAAGGAACACGAUUCAACAUUUACCAAGUCGCCAGCCGGGUCGACUUACUCACUUAGACUCAACGAGCUGUUGAGUAUGUGCCUAACAGUAAACAUGUUAAAUAGGAUAAACACAAUGUCUUUAAAGCGACUGUUGGACAGAGAGAGAAGGCGUGUAACUCAAGAUAACAAUCGUAGGCUGUAUCUAAAGCUGGGAUAUGUUGAUGUUAGGGGGUUAUUUGAUUGGAGAAACCUGGUGUUUCUAGAAUAA
This is a messenger RNA of Cucurbitaria berberidis CBS 394.84, 957 nucleotides long. Its product is annotated as kinase-like protein. Gene Ontology annotation, molecular function: protein kinase activity; ATP binding. Gene Ontology annotation, biological process: protein phosphorylation. The record is from RefSeq and is a predicted model, not a curated record. The transcript has a single exon. NCBI's taxonomy places the organism in Eukaryota, Fungi, Ascomycota, Dothideomycetes, Pleosporales, Cucurbitariaceae. Bases 1 to 957 code for a protein of 318 amino acids.